Molecule: messenger RNA, 1374 nt
Organism: Thamnophis elegans (Western terrestrial garter snake)
Lineage: Eukaryota; Metazoa; Chordata; Lepidosauria; Squamata; Natricidae
Gene: TMEM223
Product: transmembrane protein 223
Exons: 2
Coding region: 109-861 (250 amino acids)
Biological process (GO): nervous system development
Cellular component (GO): mitochondrion
Source: RefSeq, a predicted model, not a curated record
UCAUUUCCCUUUCUUCUUUCCUUCCCUUCUCUCUUUCCUCCUCCUCCUUUCCCUUCCCUUCUUCCUUCCCCCUUUCCGCCCAUGCGGCUCCCCUGAUCCGGCUCCGCGAUGCUGCUCCUGUUGCAGGUUCGUGGCGCGUGGGCUUCCCCGCGGGCCCGCGUGGGCUUCUCCUCCCUCCUACGCGGGGGCUUCCCCAGCGCCCGGCUCGGGGUCCCCCCGACGGCUAAGCGCCUCUGGAGCCCCGCCGGCCGGCCGGCGCAAGAGCCCUUCCCGCUGGACGGCUUCGUUAACCGGGACGUGGAGCUCUUCCGCCACGAGCGACCGCGCUUUUUCCGCAACGUGGGGCUCUUUUGCAUCAGCCAGUUCGCCUGCUGGCUCUACCUGGCCGACCUCGCCUUUACGACCUUGCGGGAAGCGCCGCCCGGCCCGGAGAAACCGGGCUCCGAGAGCCCCGAGGGGGCGUCCCAGCCGGCCCGACCCUGGCUGGGCAACCUCUUCAAUCUGACCUCGGGCAAUCACGGAUCCGCUAAGUGGCGCUACGGAUUCUCCGCCACCUGCGUGGCCGUCGGUACGUUGAUCUUUGUGGCGGGCUUCGUCUUCGCCCGGCGGUCGGUCAGCCGGGUCCUCCUUCUCCGUGGCAGUCAGGAGGUGACUUUUACGACCUAUUACCUCUUCGGCUACACGUCGUCCUUCACGGUGCCCCUCCGCCACAUCUCUUGCAUGUCUCACCGUUCGGAAGUGGCCGCCAUCAUCCCAGUCAAGAUCAAAGGGAAGCCUUUUUACUUCUUGCUGGACAAGCAGGGAUCCAUCGCCAGCAGCCCCCUGUUUGACAUCACCGUGGGGGCCUAUCGCGAAUGGUGAGGUCCAUACCCAGGAGCCACGGGGCCACGACAUGUCCGGAGGCUGCUGGAAGCGAGAAGAGGGAAAAUGCAGACAUUCAAAUCCAGAAUUCACCGCUUCUUCCCGGUGGGAACUUUUGAAUGAUAACCCUCAACCUCCUGCUUUAAAUUAAAUUUAAAUUUAAAACAAGAAAGACCUUAAACAGAAGAUGAAGCGAAGACCACCCGGAGGGCCAGCAGGAGGCUCUUUUACUCGAGUUGUACUCACGCCCGGGUGUUAAAAAUACAGAAAGCCUCUGGUUUCAAAUGCGUGUCGUCUCGUACCCCAGGAUGUUUGGGACACAUAAUGUGAAUUUAAAGAUGAAUAUCUAUACAUUUGGCCCAGCGAUGCUAAUGCCUUGUGUGUGCACCAAGGGUGGUGAGCACUCAUAUAUGAACUGAAAUGUGAAUUAAUGUAUCAAUAUCUUAUCAAUUUGGCCCAGCAAUGCCGAUAUUGGGUGUAAAAAAAUAUAGAAAGCAUCUUUUUUCCUCCAAA